Caenorhabditis remanei is the source of this 540-nucleotide messenger RNA. RefSeq lists its product as uncharacterized. Lineage: Eukaryota; Metazoa; Nematoda; Chromadorea; Rhabditida; Rhabditidae. Bases 1 to 540 code for a protein of 179 amino acids. The transcript has 3 exons. The record is from RefSeq and is a predicted model, not a curated record.
AUGGAAAUUCUCAUAAAUUCUGUACCAAAUACGAAAACCGUCGAGACCGCUUCUAUCAACUUCUGCAUUCCAACUGCUGAAGACGUCAACACCAAUUGUUUGGCACCACAGAGACCACAACAGUGUUGUUGUCAACCACCUCCACCACCACCACCAUGCGGGGGAGGUGGAUAUGAAGCUCCACCACCACCACCUCCACCAUCGUAUGCUUCUGGACCAUCGUAUGCUGGAUCCUAUGGACCACCACCUUAUUCAUCUGGACCAUACAAGGCGAGAUCAAAGAGAUCAAUGGAAUUGAAGGCGUCGAGUGGAGAUGUGUUGUGCAACAGUGUUGAAGUUAGAGAUAUCAUCAAGAAGGGAAUGACCGAGGACGAGAAAGAGUCCCGUGAAACCGUCGUCGCUCUUCUGAAGGCUGAGAUGAACCGUGAGUACGUCGUGAUCUGCUCCAAACAACACUUCGACUACCUCGCUUCGUCGGAUUCUGACUUCUGCUCCGUCACCAACUCUGCUGGAAUCACUUGUUCUUCAUUCGUCUUCUAA